GCUUUAGUCUGCCAUUCUCCUCCAACCAGGAAGUGUCCGUUUUAAAUGUUAGCAUUAGAAAGCGCGUCAGGAUGACUGAGAUGCUGAAUGGUUCAGACUUUAGAGGGAUUUCGGUGCAUAAUUUCUCCGACAAGAUUCUGGAGCAGGUCGUCCACUUCCACGUGAUGAAGCUGGACGGCGGCUUCUUCCUGUGGGUCGGUUCGGCUCCGGUUCUGUCCAAUCUGGCGGUUUCUAUGAGCAGCAGAUACGAUUCAAUGCCGUUAUCUACACUAGUGAUGGGGGAUCCGUCUAAUACUGCUGCUAACUCUUUGGCACAGAGGUUAGCAAAAAGGACCCAAAAGCAAGUAUUUGUGAGUUACAGUCUACCCAUGACCGACUCCAGCCUAAGCUUGUUGGUGGAAAACCGGAUCAAAAAGGAGCUGGAGCUUCACCCUGAGAACUUUUAAAACACACGGGACAUCCCCUUACCUUACAGUUCCUGUUUCUCCCAUUGAAACUCCCAACACACACAAACGAUAACAUCCACUGUUCUUUUUAUUGACAGAAUAAAUUAAGUGGUUUAUUAUCAAAACAUGUAUGCCUAUGGCUUUUUGUACAAAUGCAUCUUAUUAAAAAAAUAACACUUAGAAAACAG
Cyprinodon tularosa is the source of this 634-nucleotide messenger RNA. RefSeq names its product proteasome (prosome, macropain) assembly chaperone 4 (gene psmg4). Gene Ontology annotation, biological process: proteasome assembly. Lineage: Eukaryota; Metazoa; Chordata; Actinopteri; Cyprinodontiformes; Cyprinodontidae. The transcript has 3 exons. The record is from RefSeq and is a predicted model, not a curated record. The coding region runs from base 72 to 446 and encodes 124 amino acids.